Molecule: messenger RNA, 267 nt
Organism: Menidia menidia (Atlantic silverside)
Lineage: Eukaryota; Metazoa; Chordata; Actinopteri; Atheriniformes; Atherinopsidae
Source: the annotation of a GenBank genome assembly
CUGGACCGCGCAGGAGGGAGACUGGAUUUUCCUGUCGACUCUUCUCUGUUCCGGUGUCUGCUCAGCUCCGCCGACCACCAUGGUAAGAAACCAGAGACCCGAGAGGAGGGAGAGGAAACGAGGAACGCAAUGUGUCUGUUUCAUCUCCGAGGAUCCGGGUUUUUGUUCCCGGCGGAUGACGAUGAAGGACAGAAGAUGGAGAUGAUUAUUCAGAGCAAAGGCAAACCUGUCCUGCUCAGCCACAGUCACCUGGAUUUAUGCACCUGA